AUGGCGCUGCGGGAGCUGCAGGGUGUGCAGAUCCCCGGCUUUCGCGGGAACGGUGCAGGUCUCCGGAGAGCCUGGCAGCUUCCCGCAGUCUCGCUCCGCUCUGGGUUGUCACGCAGGAGCUCAGCCGGUUUUAGGAAGGGCUGCAGGACUCCUCCGCAGCCGAGCCUUCCCGCUAUGUCGUGCCGCCUCCGGUCCCCGAGGAGAUAUCCGAAGCUCGGUGGCAGCGAGAGGUGCUGCGGGAGCGGACCUGAAGGUUUUCCCCAGCCAAAUGGUCCUGCUGUGCCCUGCUGCGCCGUGGGACAGCCGGAGGGCUCGGGGACUGCGUGGCUGCUGGAGGAACGACGAUACUCCACGGAGGCACUGGGGGCCACCAAGUGCAUCGAGGAGACGGACACCCCGGAACGCCUCUGCCCGCGCAAGGGCUGCCAUGGCUGCGCCGUUCGCCUUCGACAGGACGGGGUGGAGGCCUGCGAGCGCGGGCUGCCCUGCGAGCUGCCGAGUGCUGCGCCCAGCAGGUUUCCAGCUGGUUUGCACAAGCAGUCGGGUACCGCCGUUGGCACUACAUCAGUUUGCUUGCAACUUAAUGAUUUUUUUUUUACAGGCUGUGAGCUUAAAGCAGACAAGGAGUAUCAGUUCAAGGUAGAUGAUGAAGAAAAUGAGCAUCAGUUAUCUUUGAGAACGGUUACUUUGGGGGCUGGAGCCAAAGAUGAGUUACAUGUCGUAGAAGCAGAAGCACUGGACUAUGAAGGCAACCCUAUUAAAGUAAUACUGGCAUCGCUGAAAAUGUCAGUGCAGCCUACGGUUUCAUUAGGUGGCUUUGAGAUUACACCACCAGUCGUCUUGAGGUUGAAAUGUGGUUCAGGGCCUGUUUAUGUCAGUGGUCAACAUCUUGUAGCCUUAGAGGAAGAACCAGAAUCAGAUGAUGAGGAAGAUGAUACAAAAAUUGUGAACACUUCAACAAAGAGACCAGCAAGUGGAGGGGGAGCUAAAACGCCACAGAAAAAAGCAAAAUUGUCAGAAGAUGAUGACGAUGAUGAUGAAGAUGAGGAUGAUGAUGAUGAGUAUGUAUUUUUGUUUUGAUAGUGUGUUUUGAAAUACCAUUAUAAGGAUAAUUGUUUCAGAACAUGAAUUAUGUAUGACAUAACUGGAUAUUAUGCCAGGAAAUUCCUUAGCUGCAAAAGUGCAGAAUUAGCUCAAGCUUAUCCCCACGCUGUAAGCUAAAUUGUAACUGUAAGAAAUGAGUGGUUUUUUAUGUAUCUUACAUGGAGUGGGAUUUAACUUCAUGUAGUUCAGUAACUUUAAAUAGAUUUAGAAUUUCUUCUUUAGGGGUAGUUGGGGUUGUGUCAAGCUAAAGUUUCCAAAUGCAGUUCUUAAGUCCUAAGAUACAUGCUUUCAGCCUUAAAAUGGAAGGGGUUAGUUACAUUUUACUACUUUGCUAGUAAGUGAGGGGAUUUGACCUAUAAUUAGCUUGCUGUCUGUUAAAACAGUCUAGGAGGCAGAGCUGGAAAGCUUACUUGCCUUCCUUCACUAAUAAAAUUUUAUUGCAAAAGCAAGAUGAAUUUUUAGUGAAUAAGGGGAUUGGCUAUGCCAAGAGUGAGCUGUGGUGAGUGACUGCCUUUUACUUGUAGUGAUGAGGAUGACUUGGAUGAAGAUGAGGAAGAAAUGAAAACUCCAAUAAAGAAACCUGCCCGUGAAUCUUCUGGAAAAAAUAUGCAGAAAGCGAAGCAAAAUGGAAAAGAUUCUAAGCCGUCCACACCCGCAUCUAAAUCAAAAACUCCAGAUUCCAAGAAAGAAAAAUCCCUAACUCCAAAAACACCAAAAGUCCCUCUGUCAUUAGAGGAGAUUAAAGCAAAAAUGCAAGCGUCCAUAGAUAAGGGUUCUUCCCUUCCUAAGCUGGAACCCAAAUUUGCCAACUAUGUUAAGAAUUGUUUCAGGACGGAGGACCAGAAGGUCAUUCAAGCUCUCUGGCAGUGGAGACAGACUCUGUAAGAAAAGAAAACAGUUUAAACAGUUCAUUAAAAUCUGCCGUCUUAUUUCUGUAACCAUUAUUUGGCUGUCCUUUUUACAAAUGC
Messenger RNA from Struthio camelus australis, 2072 nucleotides. Lineage: Eukaryota; Metazoa; Chordata; Aves; Struthioniformes; Struthionidae. The record is from RefSeq and is a predicted model, not a curated record.